This is a messenger RNA of Bacidia gigantensis, 546 nucleotides long. RefSeq lists its product as uncharacterized. Gene Ontology annotation, molecular function: RNA binding. Gene Ontology annotation, biological process: formation of translation preinitiation complex. The record is from RefSeq and is a predicted model, not a curated record. Bases 1 to 546 code for a protein of 181 amino acids. The transcript is spliced from 3 exons. NCBI's taxonomy places the organism in Eukaryota, Fungi, Ascomycota, Lecanoromycetes, Lecanorales, Ramalinaceae.
AUGUUCAAAAAGGACAUCUCCGCUGGCGCAAAGUCCAAAGUCAAAUCCUCCGUGCAGCGGGGCAUUCGCACCAAGAUUGUUGAGACAUACCCAUUGCUCGCUCCUAUAAUUGACGAGAUUAUACCCAAAAAAUCGCAACUAGACUUGCUGAAAUUACCAGACCGGGUUUCGCUAUAUGCCCUUGAUGGCCGCCCUCUGUUCUGGCAACAUAUGGAUGAUGCGAUCAUACCGCACCUCAAAGUCGUGCAUCAAUUCCCACAGUGUUUCAAUAGCAUAGGUAUUGAUAGAGGAGCGAUACGAUUCGUACUUUCUGGGGCGGCGCUCAUGGCCCCUGGCUUGACUUCUGCUGGUGGGAAGUUGCCAGAUAAAGAGCAUGAGCUGAAGGAAGGAGAUGUGGCUGUCAUCAUGGCAGAGGGGAAAGAUGAGGCGUGUAUGGUGGGUCAGCUGAAGAUAGGGACAGAGGAGAUGAAGGAGAAAAAGAAGGGGGUCGCCAUUGAUGCGGGCCACUUUUUGGGCGAUGGGCUCUGGAAGUUAGAUUUGAGCUGA